AUGGUGUUAUGUAAAUACUGUGCUAUAUGCAAGGAGCAACAUAGAGCAACGUGCAUUAGCGCGCAGAAGACGACACCCGAGGGCGAUUGCGCCCAGGAGCGGCUGGCACAGUGUUCGUCCUCGUUGGCGAUCAUAACAGACCAGAGUGACCUCGGCUUCAUUGCCAACAAAGAUGAACUCGAGAAGGUUUGCCCAGACCUGGCCGGCGGGCUGCGCUGUAUCGAGAGGUACACGAGGCGCUGCAUGAGCGAGGAGCAGCGCAAGCAUUUCAACCGGCUGUACGCGGGCACCACCAUGGUCAUCCAGCAGCUCUGCCGCGACGGGCCCUACCGCGCAGAAUUCCUGAGACACGCGCCCUGCAUGCGUAAAGCAAGGACUGACUACGAAGUAUGCGCCACUGUAUACCAAGAAAGAAUCCGAGAGUUGCAGACAUCAAUGAACGGUAGCUCUUUCGUUAUUGCAGGAGAAAAUCAGCUAAAACUCGUCUGCUGCUCUUUUCAGGACUACCUACAAUGUUCGCUGAAAAUCGUUCGUCAGAUAUGUGGGGAGGAAACUGCCAGAUUCACGAAGCAUUUCCUGGAUCGAAUGUCAUCGUCUUUGAUAAAGAUCCACUGUGAGCAGUAUCCUGUGGACUCCCUGGUGUGUCGCGGGCCAGCCGAUCCGGAGAGCGCCAAGAGCAGCAGCAGCAGCAGCAGGAGGCAGCCACACGCAGCCACGCACUCCUUCCUCUCCCUGGCCACGGCACCAACUGGCAUAACCUGCAUCUCUCUGCUUCUUGCCGUCAUUUCCAGAUUCUAA
Schistocerca nitens (vagrant locust) is the source of this 798-nucleotide messenger RNA. RefSeq lists its product as uncharacterized. The transcript is spliced from 6 exons. Bases 1 to 798 code for a protein of 265 amino acids. The record is from RefSeq and is a predicted model, not a curated record. NCBI's taxonomy places the organism in Eukaryota, Metazoa, Arthropoda, Insecta, Orthoptera, Acrididae.